Pseudovirgaria hyperparasitica is the source of this 2570-nucleotide messenger RNA. RefSeq lists its product as uncharacterized. Gene Ontology annotation, cellular component: SMC loading complex; chromatin. The transcript is spliced from 3 exons. Gene Ontology annotation, biological process: maintenance of mitotic sister chromatid cohesion; mitotic sister chromatid cohesion. Gene Ontology annotation, molecular function: double-stranded DNA binding. The record is from RefSeq and is a predicted model, not a curated record. Bases 123 to 2570 code for a protein of 815 amino acids. Lineage: Eukaryota; Fungi; Ascomycota; Dothideomycetes; Acrospermales; Acrospermaceae.
AGUGCAUCCCCAUACCACACCACGCCCUGGCUUCCGACUCUCCAUGGUGCCGUAGGGAGAAGCUUCGUGUUGACACCAGUCUCUCUGACGAUGUUUGCCGCCUGUAGAUCACGGAAAUAGUGAUGUCGUACCCAUACCAGAAUCAGUAUCCCAAUAAUGGCAAUCAGUACUAUCCGCCGCAGUACCCUCAACCGCAACCUGGACAGUAUAUGAGUUCGGUUUCGACGAAUCAGCCCCAGGCCCCUCCGACGUACCAAGCACCCCCACCGCAAUACCCUCAGCCCAACUACGCGUUACAUGGAAACCCUAGAGCUUACUUCAACAACCAGAACCCCCAACCAUAUAUACAAGCUCGGCCUCAACCGCAGCAGCAACCAUACGGGCAGCAAGUACCAGGACCGCGUUCUAUUACCUCGACGGCGGCGCUACCGCACCAACAGCAGCAGCAGCAGCAGCCUCCUCCGCCUCAGAGACCCUCAUCAGGAACACAGAGACCAGCGUCUGGACAUCAUGGGCCGCCUCCUACAGCCCCGAGAACCCCGAAUCCCUCCCUGAAAGCUUCGACCCAUUUGACAUCUUCACAGCCUCCUCAAAGUGCACCUGCAGCAACAGAUCAGCCAUCAUCUUCUUUUGCCCCGGUGGCACAUAGGCCUACAAACUACCAAACGCUUUUAUUGUCUCUUGCAGAACAUUAUGUUGAAGCUGCCCACCAGCUUGGGCCUAUGGCUGCUCUGCCGGGAAAUGCUGAGGAUCUGAAGAGAUAUCGCAAAUUGAUGGCGACGGCGCUGGGAUGUUUUCAAGCAGUGUUAAAGACGUGGAAAUUCGCGCCGCGUGAUGAGGCCCUGGUACGAUUACGCUAUGCUGUACUACUAUCAGAGGAAACAGUAAAUCAGCAUGAGGUGGAGGAGGUGCUGAGCAAAGGCAUACAAGUAUGCGACAGAAACAAGAUAUACGAUUUGAAGUACAGCAUGCAACAUCUGGUAGCACGAGAGCUGUUUAAGACGAACCCACGCGCUGCGCUGAAAACGAUCGACAAGAUCCUGCCAGAGGUUGAAGCAGAGCAACACACACCGUGGGUAUACGCCUUCAGCUUCUUGAGGGUGACCUUAGCUCUCCAAUAUCCCUCGCAGAUGGAGGUGUCGUCUACAGUACAAACACUACGAAACAUUUCUAAUCUAGCAGAAGACAAAGCCGAUAUAUCCGUAUACACGACCUGCAAGGCCUUGGAGGCAUUGAUCCAUCUCCGAAGCACUAACCUAGACAACCUCUUGGCAACGCGCGAGGCCAUCGCGGACGCUCGUGCCAAACAGCUAGCGAUCAAAGGUCAGGAUCUGUCCCCGGUGAUAGCAAUGCUCGACAUGGUUGAUCUCGCGACUUGUCUGCGCUCGGGCGAUUUUGGGCAACUUCCCGAGAAACUGAGCAACCUGCAUAACUCGCUUGAUGAGCGGCUCCAUGCGAGUAGCUCGAUGCAAGACAACACGUUCUCCGUGCUCAUUGAUCAAGGGGCUGGGGGCAAGUUGACGACAAGCACGAGCGGAAUCUUCCGGAGGUCCUCGGACGGCCGCGAUAUGCUCGUGUUUUCAUGGCUCGCACGGGGUGAUUUGUCGGCGUUGGGGUACUUUCUGAGUGGCAUUACGACCUUUAUGAAGCAGAGCGAGUCCUUUACGAAGCCUGAGAAGUAUCUCCGCGAGGCACUCAAGCAGAUGCGGUUGUCGAGACAAGACAAGACCGGCCAGACGUCCAUCCCCGAGACAGAGAAACGAAUCGGAUGGCAGGCAAGCCUCGAAUGGUUCAUCCAGCUCCAGCUCGCGUUCAUCUCCUGCACCCACAGGGACUGGCACGGCGCGCAGAAGACGCUAACACACCUCAAAGACACCCUCUCCGACGUCUCCACCCAAAACACCGAGCUCCCCCUCCAAUUCGUAACAUACCUGACCGGCAUGACAGAACAAGGCCUCGGCAACCUCGACGAAGCCCUCACAAUCUACCAAUCCCCCUGCCUCACCCUCCCGGACGAAUCCAAAUCCCGCCCCGGCGACCCCGCCAGCGACCUCCGCAUCCUCUCCUCCAUCGCCCAACUCUUCAUCCUCCAACACCCCGCCCACCCCCACAACUCCCUCUGCCCCAUCCUCCUCGCCGCCCUCCAGCCCCUCUGCAAACACCACCCAAACCUCAACAUCCGCGCCGCCUUCGGCCUCGUCUCCGCCUUUGCCACCCAGCCCCCCAGCGUCGUCCACUCGAAAGACUGCAUCCACAAAGCCCUCAUCGCAACAAAGGCCUCGGGCAACGCCCAGCUGCUCGCCGUCCUCUUCACCGCCAUGGCAGAUCGCUUCUUCAGAGGUACGGCCGGCGAUCAGAGCUCAAAGGGCGCGAAGAGUGCGCGCAUUACGACGGCGCGUUGGGGUGAUCCGCUGUGGAAGUGUCUUGGUGCGCAUCUUGCGUGCGACGAUUAUGUGUUUAGGGGGAAGGCGGUGGAGGCGGAGGCGGCGAGGCGGGAGAUGGCGGCGUUGUUGCCCGGGUUGCCGGAGGGGUUGAAGGGGGGGUUGCUCGGACAUGGGGUGGGUGGGUGA